CCCUUCCUCCCUCUCUCCCUCAAGCUUCAAUGGUCUUCACUAGAUACUUGAACUAUGACGAGUUUACCUAGUCAUCCUCUCUCCCCCCUCCUUCCCCUCCUCCAGGUUGCUAUCCCAUGCAUUCGACCCAGACCUCGACAAGAGCUCUCCGAGAGAGUUCAUAGUCUACGCCUGUCCUCUCGGAACCCUAGGGAACCAGCUGGACGAGUACAUGGAGCAGACACUCUAUCGCAGCGGGAGAAAUGGAGCACACAAGUCGGACCCUCACGUCACUCUCUGCCAGUAUUUCCAGUGUGAUGAUUCGUUGGUUGCAUCAAUGAUCCACUGCCUGAAGACGAGUAUUGAGAACCUCCUGCCCAGUGCCCCCAAGGAUAUCAGACUCAAACGCUACGUUGCUCAGGGCUACAUUGGUCUAUUUCUAGAGGAGGAGGAGGCGAGCUGGCUGAGAGAAAUCAUGAAAAUCUUUACAUCUGAAGCCAAGAAGAUCGGACUCUAUCCUGGGAACUAUGUGGAGAAGGUCAAGGACUCUGCCUGCUGGAUGCUGCACAGAUCGUGGCUAGUAUCAGGCAGUGACUCCCUGCCAGCCAUAGCCAAGGCCAUCCGUCCUCCGUCCACUCUCAGACGAGAGAAGAGAGAAGACGAACCACUCUAUGACAGCGCUGCUGGUCUUUUGCCACAGCAGAACAACGUGGAGGAGCUGUAUGCCAAGGUGCAGAAGCCGCGAGACAGGAAGAAGGCAAACAAGGAUUCAUCAUCGGCAGGCAAGGAGAUGAUGGUGAAUGGCAGCAACCACACCGUGGAGGACAGCAGCCCACCCCCUCUUCCUGUCUCUGGCCCACGGAGACUGUUCAUACUGAGACAUGCAGAGAGGGUGGACGUGACAUUUGGGAAGCAGUGGAUCCAAUUGUCCUUUGACCCUGACGGCUACUACCAUCGUCGGAACCUAAACAUGCCAAAAGAGGUCCCACAGAGGAAAGGCGGACCGAACGAUUUCCUCAAGGAUGCUCCUGUGACAGAGGUGGGGCUGUUCCAGGCACGACUGACGGGGGAAGGCAUGCGGGACCAGGGGAUCAGGAUCUCACACGUCUUUUCCUCGCCAGCGCUCCGCUGCGUCCAGACCGCUCACGCCAUACUCCAGGGGCUCGGGGAACCGGGGGCGAAGAUUCGGAUCGAAAACGGACUUUUUGAGUGGCUCGCGUGGUGCCAGGGGGGAUUCCCUACGUUUAUGACCCCCAACGACUUCCUGAAGAACGGGUUACAGGUUGACCCCACGUACCUCUCGCAGGUGGCACUCAAUGACCUCAAGCCAAAGGAAACCCACCUUGAGUUCUACAAGCGGAUGUACAACAUCACACGACUCAUCCUCAAGACGCUCGGGCAGAGCAGCGGGAACGUGAUGUUUGUGGGUCACGCGGCGUCGCUGGAGGCGUGCACACGGCAGCUGGUUGGGGCCCAGCCUCGCUCAGCCCAGGAGCUCACCAAGAUGGUGCAGAAGAUCCCCUACCUCGGGAUGUGCGUGGCACAGGAGAGCGAGUACGGGAAGAACAGCACUUGGGACUUUAUUGAUCCACCGAUCCCUCCACUCACACAUGCCCCCAACAUCCGCUUCGAUUGGCGGUGCCUUCAAUGACCCCCGCUUUAUAGAAUCCAUCACUUUCUCUCACUACCGCUCCUGGUGUUAUGGUAUACCCUACUAAUCAUAUUAUUUUUUGAAUCCUGUCUCCAACAAUCCUAUUAUGCAACAAGUAUUCUCUGCUACCACUGUAUAGUCCUCUCUGCUCUCUUUCACUUCAUCAUCCUUUGCUCUAGAACUGUUAUCGCUGUGCGAUUCUUGCAUGUGAUUCAAACCUCUUUACCAUAGUUGAUUUGUAACUUCAUCACACCUCUAACUCUAAUAAUGUGUAUACGCCAUGUGUCGUUUCGCAUAAUUAUUGUGUAUAGUAUGAAUAUACAUAUUGUAUGCUUCUGUAUUCCAAUGGGCACACCAUUUACCCUAUCACUAUAGUUUAGUGUUUGUUUUGCUGCACUAAACCUGCAAGGCACGUCCUUAUUGGUCACCGGGUGGUGUGGUAGUGGUAUCUUUGUCUGUGGUCUGUGGCGUAGUAUUGGUUUGUGCACCUGUGGUAGCAUCAAUGGUCUCUUCGUCAGUGGUAUCCCCACCAGUGGCUAGUGGCACAGCAGUGGUAUCAGUGGUCUCUUUGUCAGUGGUUUGUGGUGUGGUAGUGGUGUCCCCACCAGUGGCUAGUGGCACACCAGUGGUAUCUGCAUCGGUAGUCGUAUCCCUGUCGCUGGUCGUGGUCUCUUUGUCUGUAGUCUUUGGUUCGGUGGUGGUUUCAAAAUCAGUAGUAGUUAGGCCAUUGGUUGUUAACGGUAUGGUAGUGGUAGCAUGUUCGAGUUUUUGGCUUGUGGAGUCUGCAGUGCUAACCAUGCCAUCAUUGGUAGCUGGUGGCCUAGCAGUGGUACCUAGUGGUGCAUUGGUGGCACCCUCACUGGGUGGGGGUGGGGGUGGGGGUCCACUGGUGGUACUCUGAGCUGCAAUAUCAGUACAAACAGUUGAGUG
Molecule: messenger RNA, 2560 nt
Organism: Geodia barretti
Lineage: Eukaryota; Metazoa; Porifera; Demospongiae; Tetractinellida; Geodiidae
Source: the annotation of a GenBank genome assembly